Molecule: messenger RNA, 1539 nt
Organism: Lonchura striata (white-rumped munia)
Lineage: Eukaryota; Metazoa; Chordata; Aves; Passeriformes; Estrildidae
Source: RefSeq, a predicted model, not a curated record
CGGAGCAAACCAUCGUUCUUGGAAGAGAUAACAAACCUGCCCAACCUCCAACAGAUGGCAAAUAGAAUACAAGCUUAUCUUACAAACCAGGACAAUUUACAAAGUUUUUUGCAGCUGUUAGAAAAUGGACGGUUUCUGAAGACUCAAACAAAAUGCAAAUAAUGGGCAGCUGCAGCAAAAUUGCCAGAGGAAUUUCAUGAGCCAGGGAAGAAUGGGAAAAAAAUCCAAUGGAUGAAAUGUCUCAAAGAUGAAUUUCAGUAGUCUUUAAGCAUGGGUAUAUUUGGAAACAUGCUAGAAAGUUUAUAGCUUCAUGAGUACCAUGUCAGGAUAGAUGUCUGUAACUAUUUAGAUUAAAAAUUGAAAGUGAGGAGAAAGGAACUAAAAGUGUUAGAUUCUUUAAAGAAGUUCAGGCUCAGAUUUGGUAAUACUGAACAUAACAUCAACUCAAACAUUUUACUCAUUUGGUUAAAUCCCUUUGUUACUGUAAAAGGACUGUUGAUCAACGAUUCCACAUAGUAGCAUCAUGUAUCAUUUUAAAAGAGUAGUUACAAACACUAGGGUUUAUUGAACUGAGGUCAAGUCUUUCUAAUAUAACUAGAAGAAUCUGACUGAUGGGAUGACUUGUUCUUUCUUCUUCCUCAGAAUGACUGCCUUGUGCACAAUGAAAUAUUUAUGUCAAGUGACCAGAAAUGAGAACAAAUAUGCAAAAAGGUUCUUUGGUACUCUUCUGACACAGACAGCACAAAAGUGGCUCUUUUCUCCACUCUGGAUAGUGGUAUCUGACCCUAAGAAGUCAGCUGUGUUUGGGCUUACUCAACCAUUUUGUACAGAUGAAAAAUCUCACACACAACAAAAACGAAAAGCAGCAUUUGGAAGUGUUGGGCGAAGAAUUCCCUAUCGCAUUUUGCAUGUAAUCAGCCAGGAUGGGGAGAGCUUAGGAAACAUGCACCGAGCAGAGGCACUCAAACUUAUGGAUCAAAAUGGCCUCAAGCUGGUUCUGCUUCGUGAGAAUGUAGAACCUCCAGUUUACAGACUAAUGACUGGGCAGCAGAUUCACGAAGAACAGCUUAAACGUGCAGAGAAGAAAAAAGCAAGUCCAAAGCCAGGGGUGGUUCAGAAGGAGUUAUCCUUUUCUUCAGCUAUUGCCAAGAACGACUUAGAGACCAAGACUAAACAGAUAGCACAGUGGAUUGAAAAGAGACACCAUGUUAAAGUUACCAUCCGGCAAGCAAAAGGUAGCAGUACAGACAUGUUCAUGCUUUUUGAUCAAAUUUUGGAGACUGUGUCUGCGAAAGCAACUUACCUUUCCAAGCCAAAAGUUGCUAGAGAAGGAGUGAGUACCUGUAUUUUCAGGCACAUGUCUGACAAAGAGUUGAAAGAACACCAGAAGAUGGAAAUCAAGAAAAGCAGUACAGUAAAGAAAGAUGAAAACGAAGAUCUGAAAUCAAAUGAGUUGCAUCAAUGACUUUCUGAAGAAGUGUAAACAAUAUGUAUUUAUCCAAAAAAUAAAAUUUAAGAAAAUUAACUUUAGUAUCUAAA